Messenger RNA from Zingiber officinale, 1991 nucleotides. Its product is annotated as myb family transcription factor IPN2-like. Lineage: Eukaryota; Viridiplantae; Streptophyta; Magnoliopsida; Zingiberales; Zingiberaceae. The transcript has 6 exons. Gene Ontology annotation, molecular function: DNA binding; DNA-binding transcription factor activity. The record is from RefSeq and is a predicted model, not a curated record. Bases 277 to 1365 code for a protein of 362 amino acids.
AUAAGAACUUCAUCAUUCUCUCAGAGACACACAAGGGUUAUAGGAAAAAGAGAAGGGAGAGAGAAAGAUAUAUAGAGAUAGAGAGCUGAUCCAUGGCUUUUAAUCAUGAGGCAACCAUACAUGGCUUUCCAUGAGAGAGCUCUUUGAUCUCCUUAGAAAUCGAACCCUAUUCCUACUUUUGAUUUGUUCUUGAAUCUCUUCCAAGAAUUCCUCAGCGGCAGUUGAGGGAGGAGAGCCAGCUGAGAGAUCUAAAGAACUAAAGAGAGGUACUAAAGAAUGUUCCCUGCAGCUUCCAGGAAGCCGCCAUCUACUUCUAUGAAUUCUGCUUCGCAUGAGAGGUCUCCCAUGUGUGUUCAAGGCGACUCCGGCCUCGUCCUCACCACCGACCCCAAGCCACGCCUCCGCUGGACGGCCGAGCUCCAUGACCGCUUCGUCGAUGCCGUCAACCAACUCGGUGGCCCAGACAAGGCCACGCCCAAGACGAUCAUGAGGGUAAUGGGGGUCAAAGGUCUUACUCUCUAUCACCUUAAGAGCCACCUUCAGAAAUUCAGACUCGGGAAGCAGCCGCAUAGAGAAUUCAACGAUCCGUCACUUAAGGAAGCAAUGGAUCUACAUAGAAACACAGCCUCUUCAUCCCGAAUAAUGGGUCGAAGCAUGAAUGAGAGUUUGCAUGGCACAGAAGCCCUCAGAAUGCAGAUGGAAGUCCAUAGAAGAUUGCAUGAGCAAUUAGAGGUUCAGAAACAUCUGCAAAUAAGGAUCGAAGCCCAAGGGAAGUACAUGCAAAGCAUAUUGGAGAAAGCAUAUCAAACACUCGCAGCAGAUCAGGGCUUGGGCUACAACAAAGAUCAGGUAGGAGGGGAUCAAGUAGGGUUUGUUCAAGACACCAUGGGCUUCCACGAUCUGCAACUUUUCGGUGGCGGAGACCUGCAUCUUGAUAACCUGCACCAAGUGCACUUGAAUCAACCUCUUGAUCACGGCCUCUACUUGACUCCCAACGACCACCCUAGCUCAGCCCUGAUCGGUAAGAAAAUUAUGGCUACGUCUCAUGAUCCCUACAUUACUAACCCUAACGAGAAGAGCCCGUUUAAUUGGGAUGACGAGGACGACGACGAUGAUAACCUUCACGUCGGGAAACAAGAAGAGCUUCAUCAGAACAUUGGCAAUAUUGCACCGGGGUUGAUCGAUGCUGCCGCCGCCAACGGCCGGCGCAUGGUCGUCGAUGUCUAUGAGGCAAAACCAAUGAUCUCGAAUGCGGGCGGCUCGGAGGGAUCCACAAAAAUGGAUAGACCAUCUCCAUUGCGAGAUCACCCUCUUUCCAUGGAAGGUAUCAACGCCAUGUUAAUAGGAGGCAGCUUUGCCCAGUGAAAGAAGCUCGUCUAAUAUAAUUAUGCAUGCUUCGACAUUAAUAAGGACAUAUAGUGAUUUCCGGGGUAUUCUUUUAAACCACAAACUAGCUAGCUAAUUAAUUCAGUUUCAGAAAAUUUCUGAUCUUGAGUAUCGUACGACGGUACAAGGACAUUAACUACUUGGUGUUUGUUUGGGAGCGAGUAAUUAAGAGCUUAAUUAGUUAAUUAAUGUAUGAAUCUUCUUUGCUUUCAUUAGAAUUGAAAAGCAUGCAUGAGUGUUCUUGAGUGCCACAAAAAGAAGCGAAGCUUCCUUGCGUUUCUUCUCUGGGUCUACUGCGCGCGGUUGCAGUAUCCGAGGUGCAUUUAUGCUCGUUGCUUUUGUUCUCCGGCACAUCCUCCGGUCCACUAGCUAGUGUUCGAAUUAAAGUGGCUGCUGCAACGAAGAGAAGCUUCCUCGAGAGACUCAACGAUAGCUUGUUCUGUCUAACCUUUAUAUAUAUCAUCUUUAUUUAUUCUGCUUUCUAAUUGUAUUUUGAUGUGUUGGGUUGGGUGGAGAGCUUUUUGUAUCCCUACUUGCUCCCUCUCAUGUUUCUUCAUUUACCUGCAGUCAGUCAAUGGAGGUUUCAGAACAGUCGUCGCUUUUAA